UGAGUACUUCACCAUCUUGGCCCCACCUCUCAGUUUUCUGAGCUUUUAUUAGAUGCCUUCAAGUAAUUGAGACAGAAGGGUCAAGGGACCCCAUGAGGCAGGCCCCGAACCCUGUCCCUGCUCUCAGCACCAUCUGAAUUCUAAGAAUGUAUCCUGAAGAAAUAACCAAAGGCGCACACAAAGAGUCAUCUAUCAGGAUCCUUACAGUGUUUGUAACUUGUCUUAGUAAAAACCUAAACAUUUCUUAAAUUUCCAAGAGCAGAUCUCACUCUGCCUUGCCCCGGCUCUCCAGCUUCAGGUCUAAAGACUCCUGCUUUACGGAAAAUACUCCUUUGCUGAGGAAUUCUUCACAAGAGAAAGGGCUACAGUGCAUGUCCAUCUGCCCUCCGGAUCCCACCACAGCAGAGGAAUCGUGGAGACAGAGCUCUGCAGACUGGGAGCAGAGUCACUUGCUGGGCAGUGACGGGGCCGGGCUAUCUGGGUCUGCUUCCACAGAGGAGAAGGGCGAUGUUCCUGCUGGUGCUCCUGGCAUGUUCCAUUUGUGGACACUGAGGAGCUGCGUGCGCGGGCUGACCGUGGCGGGCCUGUUCAUCCUCGUAGUGGUGUUCUCCAUUUUAUUUAGCCUAUAUCCGGAUCAAGGAAAGUUCUGGCAGUUGUUGGCUGUGUCACCAUUGGAGAGCUACUGUAUCCAGAAUAUACCUGAGCCGGUCAUCACCGUGGCUGGAGUUCACAAAGUCAGGGGACAGCUGUUGCUGAGCUGUGAACCUCACUGGUGCUGCAGACUCCACGCUGCUCCAGGUGGAUCUGGCGGGGGCGCUGGCACCCAGCGGGCUGAGCAGCCCUGGGAGAGAAGAACACAUCGUGGUCAAGGUCACCCAGACAGAUGCUUCGGGAGUGAGACGGCCGCGGCCACAGCAGGAAGUAAUUGUGCACCCCAUGUGCUGCGCCUGCCCCUGGUAACCUGUGAAGAGCCCGGAGGACACUCUUGCCCUCCCGAGAAAGUCACCUAUAAUUGGACAGUGUUUUUAAAUCCAAGAAGAAAUGAGCGCUUUGUCAUAAGCCGGACCUUUGAGAUACGGAGCAGAGAGGCCAUUUUGAUCACCAUCCAAGCUUCCUUCCUGCAGAACCAAGCAGUUCCUGUCUUGAUGGCUCAUCAAUACCUCCGUGCAGAAGUGGAGACGCAAGUCAUAAUUGCCGCGGCCAUCCUGGCAGGCGUCUACAUGCUGAUUAUAUUUGAGAUCAUCCACAGAACCUUGGCCGCCAUGUUGGGCUCCCUUGCAGCGUUAGCAGCACUGGCCAUGAUUGGCGAUAGACCUAGACUGAGCCACGUGGUGGAGUGGAUUGAUUUUGAGACCCUGGCCCUCCUGUUCGGCAUGAUGAUCUUAGUAGCCAUAUUUUCAGACACUGGAUUUUUUGAUUAUUGUGCUGUGAAGGCCUACCAGUUCUCCCGGGGAAGAGUGUGGCCCAUGAUCAUCAUGCUGUGUUUCAUUGCUGCCAUCCUCUCUGCCUUCUUAGACAAUGUCACCACCAUGCUGCUCUUCACUCCUGUGACCAUCAGAUUAUGUGAAGUGCUCAACCUUGAUCCAAGACAAGUCCUGAUUGCAGAAGUGAUUUUCACAAACAUUGGAGGAGCUGCCACUGCCAUUGGGGACCCACCAAAUGUCAUUAUUGUUUCCAACCAAGAGUUGAGGAAGAUGGGCCUGGACUUUGCAGGAUUCACAGCACACAUGUUUGUGGGGAUCUGCCUCGUCCUCCUGGUCUCCUUCCCCUUCCUCCGACUCCUGUACUGGAACAAAAAGCUUUACAACAAAGAGCCCAGCGAGAUCGUGGGCUGGAUUGCUAUUAUGGGUGCCCUCUGGUUGCUAAUUAUAGCUGAUAUCCGUGAUUUUGAGAUAAUUCUACAUAGAGUGGAAUGGGCGACACUUCUGUUCUUUGCAGCACUCUUUGUUCUGAUGGAGGCACUGGCGCAUCUCCACCUAAUAGAAUAUGUAGGAGAACAGACUGCUUUGCUAAUAAAGAUGUUCCCUGAGGACCAGCGCCUUGCAGCCGCUAUUGUCCUGGUGGUCUGGGUCUCAGCCACAGCCUCGUCCUUGAUUGACAACAUCCCGUUCACUGCCACCAUGAUUCCUGUGCUUCUGAACUUGAGCCAAGACCCUGAGGUCAGCCUUCCUGUGCAGCCACUCAUGUAUUCACUAGCCCUUGGAGCCUGCCUAGGAGGCAAUGGGACCCUGAUUGGAGCAUCAGCAAAUGUGGUUUGUGCAGGAAUUGCUGAGCAGCAUGGAUAUGGAUUCUCCUUCAUGGAAUUUUUCAGGUACUUUUAAACUCAUUUUGAAUUUCUGUUUAACAUAUAGCCCCUAAGAUUAAUUAAAACAACAAUAUCAACAAUGAUGCAUACUGUGAAGCACUGGGAUAAGCAUGUUUUUAGCAAUCAGAGAAACUUUGGUGUAGGUGAGGUUAAGCUCAGACAAAACAGAUUUAUUGUUGAGAUUAGUUUCAUAAUACAGAGGAGAAUUCAGACAUUCUCGGGGCUGAAUGAUUCACACUAAGUCAAAGA
Trichechus manatus latirostris (Florida manatee) is the source of this 2554-nucleotide messenger RNA. RefSeq names its product OCA2 melanosomal transmembrane protein (gene OCA2). The record is from RefSeq and is a predicted model, not a curated record. Gene Ontology annotation, cellular component: melanosome membrane. Bases 372 to 2321 code for a protein of 649 amino acids. Gene Ontology annotation, biological process: melanocyte differentiation; transmembrane transport; melanin biosynthetic process. NCBI's taxonomy places the organism in Eukaryota, Metazoa, Chordata, Mammalia, Sirenia, Trichechidae. The transcript is spliced from 22 exons.